CUGCCAUGUCUGUGAGUGUGUAACAGAGAGAGAGUGUGUGUGUGUGUGUGUGUCUGCAGAUGGGACAGCCCGGACCUGCUUGCCAGCUCAGCCACUGCUGCUCCUGCCAUUCAUCUGAAGAGCGGCGAAGGGGGGAGGCAGGCGAGGCUGGAGCGAGAGAAAAGACAGAAAGAGGGGGGAGAGAAGGAGUCCAGGCCCAAAUAAAGACAUGGGGGCCAGGACUGGGCUGGGUUCCGCUUUGCUAUAAAAACGCUGGCCUCCUUGAGACUCGGGUUUGGUGGUUGGGGCUUGGGACCAGCGACCACCACAGCUGCUGCAGUCUUCCUCGGGGGAGCUACCUCUGCAUACUCACCAUCAUCGUCCUGGUCAUCAUUUCUGGGGGCAUUCAAGAUGCCUCGAGUGGACGCAGACCUCAAGCUGGACUUUAAGGAUGUCCUUUUCAGACCCAAGAGGAGCAGCCUGAAGAGCCGCUCAGAGGUGGAUCUUCAGAGGACCUUUACAUUCCGCAACUCUAAGCAGACCUACACAGGUAUCCCCAUCAUUGCAGCCAACAUGGACACCACAGGAACAUUUGAGAUGGCACAAGUUCUCAGUAAACACACCCUCUUCACAGCCAUUCAUAAACACUACUCUGUAGAAGACUGGAAAAACUUUGCUGCUAGUCACCCAGAGUGCUUAGAGCACGUAGCUGCUAGCUCAGGGAGCAGCAGUGCAGAUCUGGAGAAGCUGUGUGCCAUCCUGGAAGCCGUCCCUGUCCUCAAGUACAUUUGUCUGGACGUGGCCAAUGGCUACUCUGAGUACUUUGUGGAGUUUGUCAAGAAAGUCAGAGAAAAGUUCCCCAAACACACCAUCAUGGCUGGCAACGUGGUAACGGGAGAGAUGGUGGAGGAGCUCAUCCUGUCUGGGGCUGACAUCAUCAAAGUGGGCAUCGGGCCAGGUUCUGUGUGCACGACAAGGAUCAAGACAGGAGUGGGUUACCCACAGCUCAGUGCCGUUAUAGAGUGUGCAGACUCAGCUCAUGGACUCAAGGGUCACAUUAUCUCUGAUGGUGGCUGCAGUUGCCCUGGAGAUGUAGCUAAGGCCUUUGGUGCCGGUGCUGACUUUGUAAUGAUGGGAGGAAUGCUCGCAGGCCAUGAUCAGUGCUCCGGGGAGGUCAUUGAGAAGAACGGCAAGAAGUACAAAUUAUUUUACGGCAUGAGCUCUGACACAGCCAUGAAGAAAUACACCGGGGGAGUUGCCGAGUAUAGGGCAUCAGAGGGGAGGACGGUCGAGGUUCCCUACAAAGGAGAUGUGGAAAAUACCAUCCGGGAUGUGUUGGGGGGACUCCGCUCCACCUGCACCUAUGUGGGUGCCGCCAAACUCAAAGAGCUGAGCCGCAGAACCACCUUUAUCCGUGUCACACAGCAGUCUAGCCAUAUGUUCACUUAAGGGGGUGGUACUACUUUCUCCCAGUAGCAGCAGGACCACAUACAGACCUACACCUCACUUCACCACGCACCUGUUUCUCUCAGGAUAUCUGCUGUCCGAAAGCUUUCAACUCCUUCAGGCUGCAAUUAAACCAACUCAAAAAAUUGACUUGAAUUACCCAGAGGGAUAACAACACUCUACUCUCUUUAAUCUCACAGUGAGUGUGUUUCUAUGCUUGCAGAAACCAAUAAAGUACUGUUGUAAUUUAUGCAGACAUUGUUUUUGAAUGGGAAUGUACAAAUACGCUUCACCUACAACCACCCGGAUAAAUGCAUACCAGUUUUGGGAAACAGCAAUGAAACUACUACAGUAGAGAUCUUUCAGAAACUUGUAUAUAAAGUUGUUACUGGAGGCUAUUUCAACAUUAACAACAUAUCAAGAGCAAGCAAGAAUAUGAGAUUUGUAAAACACACUCAGCAGGAACAUGUUGGUAUUAGUAGUAAGAUCAAUUAUUUUGCUGAAGUGUAUCCUAAAAUGAAUAUGCAAGUUGAUAUGCGAGAUCCAGAGACUCUGGCCUUUAAUUGUCAAGGCAGAAAUUGUGUUGCAAUAAACUGCAUGGAGAACCUUG
Messenger RNA from Pelmatolapia mariae (spotted tilapia), 2035 nucleotides. RefSeq names its product guanosine monophosphate reductase (gene gmpr). The record is from RefSeq and is a predicted model, not a curated record. The coding region runs from base 391 to 1428 and encodes 345 amino acids. Gene Ontology annotation, biological process: nucleotide metabolic process. The transcript has 9 exons. Lineage: Eukaryota; Metazoa; Chordata; Actinopteri; Cichliformes; Cichlidae. Gene Ontology annotation, molecular function: GMP reductase activity. Gene Ontology annotation, cellular component: GMP reductase complex.